Molecule: messenger RNA, 749 nt
Organism: Dentiscutata heterogama
Lineage: Eukaryota; Fungi; Glomeromycota; Glomeromycetes; Diversisporales; Gigasporaceae
Source: the annotation of a GenBank genome assembly
AUGAUAAAUACAUGUUCCAAAACACGUAAUGAAUUAAACAUUGUCAUUAAUCGAUAUGACUAUAAAUUAUACACCUUUUUAUUAAAUUUAUUACAACAUGGAUUAUUGAAUAAAAAAUAUUUUUUUGAUCAUAUCAACUAUCAACUUUUUUUUAAAGAGUUUGAUUUUUACAGAGAACAAGCAGAUGUAAAAACUGUACCAAAAAGUUAUAAAGAAAUAGGUAAAACAGAUUCUUACAAUUAUCUAGACUUGAAACUAAAAUUAAUCGUUGCAACUUCAUGGAAAAGUUACACUACCAAAUAUAAUGAAUCAAGUAUCAGAAAAUUGGAUUUAUCAAAAUCUUUAGAAAAGGAUCUUUUAGAAAUAAGAAAAAAAAGGUUAAAUACUGUAUUAGAAAAAAAAGAUUAUGUUAUGAAUAAUAUAGUUAAAAACCUAACAAAAUGUCAAGACGAAAAAAAUUACAACUCUUUAUUACACGAAUGGGAAGAAAAAUCUUUUAUAGUAUUUGAAGAAUUUCGUAAUAAAAAUAUGACAUACAAAUAUAAAGAUUAUUUAAGUGGAAAAGAAAAUAAUGAUAUAAAUGAAUUAUUCAAAACACAAUAUAGCCUUACUAAUAAAAUAGAUAAUGGUGCCGAAUCUAAAAAUAAAUUAGACAAAAUUAAUGCUUCUGUAAAAAAAAUGUUAAAAUUAUAUGAAUGGAAAGGUGACGAUGGUAAGGACGAAGUUGAAAAUAUAAAUAAUCUAGAAAA